Symphalangus syndactylus (siamang) is the source of this 10016-nucleotide messenger RNA. It is a transcript of the gene ZNF772, whose product is annotated as zinc finger protein 772. NCBI's taxonomy places the organism in Eukaryota, Metazoa, Chordata, Mammalia, Primates, Hylobatidae. Gene Ontology annotation, biological process: regulation of transcription by RNA polymerase II. Gene Ontology annotation, cellular component: nucleoplasm; nucleus. Gene Ontology annotation, molecular function: DNA-binding transcription activator activity, RNA polymerase II-specific; RNA polymerase II cis-regulatory region sequence-specific DNA binding; DNA-binding transcription repressor activity, RNA polymerase II-specific. The record is from RefSeq and is a predicted model, not a curated record.
CAGGCUAGUCUUGAACUCCUGAGCUGAAGCCAUCUACCUGCCUAGGCCUUCCAAAGUUCUGGGAUUACAGGCAUGACCCAUCACAUCCAGCCUGCAUAACAAUAUUAAAUAGGCACCUCAGGUUUGUUAGCAUGAACUUUUGGUACAUUUUAAUUUACAAAUGACAUUCACAAAAAUUAACAUGUAGUUGUACAGCUCAAUGAAUAUUCCCAAAGUCAACAUAUCUCUAAAACCAGUGUGCCAAUCAAAAAAGAACAGUGUUAGUAUACCAGCAUUUUUUUUUUUUCCUUUUCUAUUUUUCGUUUUUGAGACAGAGCCUCACUCUGUCACCAUGCUGGAGUGCAGUGGCGCAAUCUCGGCUCACCGCAACCUCCGCCUCCCGGGUUCAAGCGGUUCCCCUGCCUCAGCCUCCCGAGUAGCUGGGACUACAGGCACGCACCAUUAUGCCUGGCUAAUUUUUUGUAUUUUUAGUAGAGAUGGGGUUUCAUCAUGUUGCCCAGGAUGGUCUCGAUCUCCUGACCUCAUGAUCUGCCCACCUAGGCCUCCCAAAGUACUGGGAUUACAGGUGUGAGUCACCGCGCCCGGCCAUACCAGCAUUUCUGUAACCCCCGCUGUAAGUUAUUCACCCACCAAGGAGGUCUAAUUUGUGGCAUUUCUGAUUUCUUGCAUCGUGUCAUCUAACAUAGUUUUGCCUAUUUUUCAGUUUGCAUUCAUUUGAAUCUGGUAAAUGCUCAUCCACCGCCUUCAUUAGGAUUCUGUCAGGAUGAUUACUAGAAUUUAUUGCUGUAUGUACUGCAUAUGGCUUAGAAUAUAUGUCUGAUGAGAAAUGACUCACAAGGAUGUGUGGAUAGCAGUACAAUUAUUGUUUUUUUAAAAAGACUGUGCAAUGUGCAAUGGCCCAUCCUUCAUUGAGCCUUAGGGCUUCUGUGAAGUCCUGCUCCUUUUGUUUUUUAGCUUGGCUUCUGUCUUGGGAUUGAGACAACAAGGAUAUUCUAGUUUCAAAGCACAGGAAAACAAAAUCACUGUCUUUAAAUGGAAUAGGAAUCAUAUGAGAUUUUAUUUGAGAAUUAGUUUUAAAAAAAUUUUGAGAAUCCCUAAUUGAACACCAUCCAUCUGCAUAUUGGAUUAAACAGUUACUCUAAAUGUACCAAGAUUGCAUUCUCACAUAAAUGGCACGUGGCUAUGCUCUCUCUGCUGGGCAGUGGACUCAGACCCUCAAUGAGCUUUCAUGUUCCAUGAAAUGUGAAGGGCAGCACCAAAUCGAUAACAUGGUUGUGAAUCUCCUGUUCACUGGCCUAGGUUUGCAAGGAAAUGAUUUUAGUUGUUGCUGUAAAGGAGACAGGAGAAAGAGAACGUGGAUUGAGUCAGGGGCAUCACAGGAGUCCUCUGCUGAGGAAGAAAUCCUAGGGGCUGGACAGUAGCAAUAAGCCUGACAAACAAGACAACAUAGAAAUUACUGGUGGGACCACUGAAAAUGCAGGACAUGUUAUAACCCUAAACCAUGUUAUAACACUGAAGUUUGGAGGGAAGCCCUUCCCCCUCUAGCCACCAACAUACUUCUGAUUCUUCCAAAUAGAACCUGAUUUGUGUUGAAGUCAUCUUCUGCCUGAUAUGUGGAGAACGAACUGAAGUAGAGAAAAAACUGAUGUAGGAUACAAGGCAGAAGGCAUUGUGUAGUUCAGGAAUGUUGGCAGAUUGGCCCAAGGGCAUGAAAUUGGAGGUGUUGAGAAGAAGAUGACCUGAGACAUAUUAGGAGGCAGAGGUAACAGGAUAUGUGGGUGGUUGGGAUGAUACGGUGAGGCUCAGGCAAUAACAUUUCACCUAUCAAACCCUCUGUAUUUGUGGGCCAGCAGGACUUUUCCUGUUUUGAUUCUUGAUGGGCAUCCAAGGAACCCACGUUUAGGGAAUAAAUGAAGCUGAAGGUUCAUGUUUCUGUGGCGAAGAAAAGGCAAGACACAUUCUUGUCCUCAUGUCAGCUGCCUGGGACAUUGAAUUUUUCAUAGCCUUGUUUGUCUAACAUAGAAAGGGCUCUGAACCUACCCAGAUAGAUGACCUAGGGUAGGAGGCCACGUUGGGCAGUAGUUAGUCAUGGCUCCUUGGACUCCAUUCCCAACUAUGCCACUUAACAGCCACAGCUGAAAACAAAUUAGAGACACAUGAAGCCUCAGUUUCCUCAUAUUAAUCUAGGUGACAAAUCCACUUUACAGGGCAAAAGUGCCUAGUGUUUAUAAAAGGUCUGAUACAAUGUCUAGGAUAUGGACAUUAUUAAAUGUAAAUUAUUGUUAUCCUUAUCCCACCCCUGUAUGACUAACCAGAAGAUGUUGAUGAUGUGCAGUUCCCUGAUGACAUCUCAGCCCCGUUGGGCGAGUCAAGGGCCUGGUAACCUUCAAGUGUAGGUCUUGGUUUCUCUAAAGCAGAUUCUGGAUGUUCCUAACUACAACAUGAUUCUUUUCUUACUGACAGAGUAGGGAGUCUGGGAAUGUUAGUUGUGCUUUCUAUCAUAAUUCAAAUUCUGUGGAAAUUCACUGAAGAAAAGAGAAUACCUCGUGAAGGGUGUUUUGGUCCAUCAAAAAUUACUAACUGCUUAUUUGAGUAUUUAUUGCAUAGUCAUUUAGGUUUUGCAAAAGUUGUCAAAAUCAAAAUGAGUAACUUGUGUAAAAUAAAUAAAUAAAUAAAUAAAUAAAUAAAACCAGGAGGCUGAGAAAAGAGGGCACUCAAACACACACACUUAAGAUAAGAGCUAUUACCAAGUCUCUGAGGGCUGUUAAUGCACAUAUUCCCGUUAAAAGAACUUUUGACAAGAACUUCUCAAACCGCAGCUUGCUACAGGAGUUACAAGGACAGCUCUAGAUGUAGUAGAACACUUGCCUGACAAAUUUCUCCACUAAUGAACUGGUGUUAACCUCUGCCAUAAACAUCUGUGACCAAUGUUCUUUUUAUCUCAAAACAAAUUAUGUGUACUUUUCCCUUUUGCCUUUGAAAGCUUCUCCUUGUUUCAAGCUCUCUGGAUAUGCCUGAUAUGGCUAUAGUCCCUAUAGCUUGCAUGUCCUGGAUUUGCAAAUUCCCUGUGCAUUCCUGAAUGAACUCAACAUCUUUGAAGAAUCUCUGUUAUUUAGGUUGACAGUUUAAAUAUAUCCUACAUUGUGCUUUUCUUUGCCUCACUUGUUCCACUUAUUUUACUAUUAUUUUACCUUUCUAUUGAUUAUUUAUAUUCCAAACUUUUCCUCUUCUAGUUUGAAAAGUAUAUACACUGACUCUAUUUAUUAUAUUUAAGCUAAAAAUUACAAACGUUUAACACAUUAGCGUGCCAUACAGGAUUGUAAAUACAUUUACUUUCCACUUGGCAAUAUAAAAGAUUUAAAACUUUGAGCAACUAGCCUUCUUUCAAUUUAUAUGUAGUUGAGGUUACGCACGGGAAUUCCAUCAUUCUAACUCAAUAAGUAGAUCUACUUAUGUUUUACACCAUAAUAAGCUGUUAUUUUAAUCAAAAGAUGCACUUCUUUUCAUCUUCAUUUCUUCUCUCAUUGCAGACUUUUCACCUGGGAUCAACUUUCUUUGGCCUUGAGUAUUAUUUUAAACACUAUUUUCUGUGUAAAUGUAUUUCCAUUAUGUUUAUCAUUUUUGGUUUCAAAUAGUUUUACAUCACACUUCCAUAAAAGACAUUUUGUUGUGUAUAGAAAUCUAGUUUGGUGGCUAUUUCUUCUUUACAGAAAGUGUUCAUGUUGCCCUUUUCAUUGCCAUAUGACAUUUGAUGAAUUCUGUCUUUUCAGAUACUUGUAAAACACUUAAAAUAUUGAAUACAUCUCUGUAUAUGGAGUAUGAAAUACUAUCUUGAACAAGAGUAUUACUUGUUGGGUUUGACACAAUCACUGCUGUAUAAGCAGGAGAAAUAUUUUCUGAGGUAACCAGAGACAGAAGCAUUAUUCACUUACUUCAAGGCCACCAAACAUCCCCACUCCAUGUUCCACGUCCUGGUGGUGUCUGGAGUCUUUCUUGUGCCUGACAGAAAAUGCUGAGGCUCGCCAAACUAACUCUGGAGCAUCAGGCUACACGCAUUUGAAAACAAUAUUUGUCAACUUCCAGCUAUAGAAAUCUGAGUGACGUUAGUGUAUGGUGUGUCCAUUUUAUUUUUUGAUGAGCAUUCUCUGCGUAAGGAAGCCUGAAAUCAUGUCUCUAAACAUUCCUUUGAUGUCACACACGACGUUCACCAGAAAUACAGAUGUGGCUCCUUCAAGAGGAAGCAAAGCUCCGUCUGGGCCUUGGAAACGAGGGACACCAUUUCCAGGUGCCCCUGGCGAUCUUUUCUGGGCUUUUGACCUGGAGGUGACGCGAGACGCCGCUUACGAGUGUUGGUGCCGUGGGAACUACAUUACCCAGAAAACUUGGCGGCUCUGGGCCAAUGAAAGCCCAGGAAAUAGGCGUUUCCGUUGGUGAGGAAAACGUCAGGGCGGGACUUCCUCUACCAUUCCUCUGGUGGACAUUUUAUUUGCUUUUCCAUUAAUCCACUGGUUUAGUCUCCAGAACGCAAUGUCAGACCUGAGGUGACAGAAAAGGGAAAACGUGAGAGAGUGUCUUCUUCCCUGAAGAGAGGUGGGCCUGAGGCUCGACAGUGACUCUGCCCGAGUGACCUAGCCGCUGGGCUGGGCCCUGGACGGCUGAUCCCAGGUUCCUGCACUUGUCGCCACCCUUCCGUCGUCCACAGGCCCGAUGGCGGCGGCUGAGCCGAUGGGCCCGGCACAGGUUCCCAUGAACUCAGAAGUAAUUGUGGACCCUAUACAGGUGAGGGGAGAAUGUCCAUGUUCUCACCGAUCCCACCCCCACCCAACACACUCUACAGCAUUGUGGUGUUAUAUAGAACACUCUCCUGCUACUCUCCGAUCUCUUGGGUCUGAGGACUCUGGAGAAGCCCCAAGCCCAGGGUCCUGACUCUGGGCCAGGGGUUUUAUGGAGGGGUUUCCAUUUCUGCCAACCAUUGGAAUAAGGUUGGAAGGUUGUUCCAGGCACAGGAACGAGCCUGUGCAAAAUACUUAGAGGGGCAGGUGAACUUUGAGGACGUGUUCGUGUACUUCUCCCAGGAGGAGUGGGUGCUCCUUGAUGAGGCUCAGAGGCUCCUGUACCGUGAUGUGAUGCUGGAGAACUUUGCACUUAUGGCCUCUCUGGGUUGUUGGCAUGGAAUGGAGGAUGAAGAGAUACCUUUUGAGCAGAGCUUUUCUAUAGGAAUGUCACAGAUCAGGAUUCCUAAGGGAGGUCCUUCUACUCAGAAGGCUUACCCCUGUGGGACAUGUGGCCUGGUCUUAAAAGACAUUUUGCACUUGGCUGAGCACCAGGAAACACACCCAGGGCAGAAACCAUACAUGUGUGUGCUGUGUGGGAAACAGUUCUGGUUCAGUGCAAACCUUCACCAGCACCAGAAGCAGCACAGUGGAGAGAAACCCUUUAGAAGGGAUAAGAACAGGGCCUUUCUUGUGAACAACUGUGCUGUGCAAUCAUCGGAGAUGUCUUUUGUGACAGGGGAGGCUUGUAAGGACUUCCUAGCCAGCUCAAGCAUUUUCCAGCACCAUGUCCCUCACAAUGAGUGGAAGCCACACAGCAACAAGUGUGAGGAGGCCUCUCACUGUGGAAAAAGGCAUUACAAAUGCAGCGAAUGUGGGAAAACCUUCGGCCGCAAAGACUCGCUUGUUCAACACCAGAGAGUCCACACUGGAGAAAGGCCUUAUGAGUGUGGUGAAUGUGGGAAAACCUUUAGCCGCAAACCCAUACUUGCUCAGCACCAGAGAAUCCACACUGGAGAAAUGCCUUAUGAGUGUGGCAUAUGUGGGAAAGUUUUUAAUCAUAGCUCUAACCUUAUUGUACAUCAAAGAGUACACACUGGAGCAAGGCCUUACAAGUGCAGUGAAUGUGGGAAAGCCUAUAGCCACAAAUCUACACUUGUUCAGCAUGAGAGUAUCCAUACUGGAGAAAGGCCAUAUGAGUGCAGUGAAUGUGGAAAAUACUUUGGUCACAAAUACAGACUCAUUAAACAUUGGAGUGUUCAUACUGGAGCAAGGCCUUAUGAGUGCAUCGCAUGUGGGAAGUUCUUUAGCCAAAGCUCUGACCUUAUUGCACAUCAAAGAGUUCAUAAUGGUGAAAAGCCUUAUGUGUGCAGUGAAUGUGGAAAAGCCUUUAGCCACAAACAUGUACUUGUUCAGCAUCAUAGAAUUCACACUGGAGAAAGGCCAUAUAAGUGCAGUGAAUGUGGGAAGGCCUUCAGGCAGAGGGCUUCCCUCAUUCGCCACUGGAAAAUUCACACUGGAGAAAGGCCUUAGGAUGGGAGAUAGAUAAUUCCGUUUCCUUGUUCAACAUAAUAACUGACACCAGAGAGAAGCUCCAAGUGUAGCCUUUAUGUGUAGCCGACAGCCAGAAGUAGAACUUUAUACACUCACUCACUCACCCUGGGGAGGUUCUUCUGAGUGCCAGCUGUAUGGGAAGCCUUCUGGAGCUAUGCUGAAUUUUCUAGACUCUUGCUGGAAUUUCGUCAAGGCAGUGCCUCUGUUAGAAGCCAUCUGUCUUUGUGCUGGAAGAGUCCUGCAUUGUGCAAAAGUAAUCCCAAUGUGUUUCAAAAGACAGACCUCUGUACUUCUCCCUUCCCUGGAGGGAAUCAUCAGUAGCCUGAGGCCAUCUAGGAUUCUCACUUUUUUUCUGCCCCACAACUGGUUUAAGCAUGAGCAUUACCCAGUUUUAGCCAGAAAGAUGGGAACUUUGUUCUGCUGACCACUGGCAGAGGUUUCCCUUCAUGGAUAUAGUUGAUCUCACAUGGCACUUGUGAUGAAUUUUUGUAGCCUCCAAGACACCUAACCUGAAAUUGGCUGCCUUAUAUUCUGGUUUUGCAACAAAUGCCUUAAUUUUUAGACUAUCUUAAAUCUUGGGGAUUCUGUUCGCUUUGUGGGUUGGGUUGAGUACAGAAUUGGGCUAAGCCAGUAUGAAGGGAUGAACAGCUUUUGUGAGAGCUCCGACUAUCUGUAUCUCUGAAGUGAUAGGAUGGCAAAGACUAGCUCUUAUUCUAGUGUCAAGCUAACUUACUUGACUGCUUAAGCUCUCCUAGGAAAGAAUGCCAGUCUUUGUAGCCCUAAUCUUUUGGUCUAUAUGCUAAGAUUUUUUUUGUGUAAUUGAGGUCACCCUAAGCAUUGGGCAUUUGUUGUGAUAAUCUCUAGUGUGUCUGGGAGUAAAAUGAAUUAGGUCCCUUGUUCCCAGAAGAUACUUCAUAUUCCCAAGGCUUCUUGAGGAGAAUUUGAACUCAUGGGACAUGUCAAGAUCUCUGAAGUCUAUUUUUCAGUAGGCAGUUAACACUGGCUGUCCUCCAGAAGGCCCAGGUAGGAAUCAUAGUUGGUGCAGAGACCCAGAUUAAUAAAGGAAUGAGAAAACUGCAGCAAACUAUACGGAAUAUGACCCUUCUAAAGGUGCAUCCACAUGUGUUUCCAUAACUCUGGCUCCAUUAUGAGGGUUUACAGAAAUAUUUCCAUACCUGUGUCUCUUAUGGCUAAGGUUACUGUCCAGAAGUCAGUCUAAACAUUUUUGCAAUAAACUGCACAUAUUUAUAGUGUACCAUUUGAUAAGUUUUGAUACAUGUUGGCACUUCUCAAACCAAAAGUUUCCUGAUUCCUUUUAUAUUUUCUCCCUUUCCUUCACCCAUCCCCAGGCAACUAUUGGUCUGUUGUCACUGUAGAUUUGUUUGUAUUUCCUAGAAUUCUACAGAGAUACAGUAAUUUAAUAUGUAUUCUAAUGUUUUUGGCUUCUUAAACUCUGAAAUUAUGGCUCAUGGUGUGUUCUGUGUUUCAUAGUUUAUUUCUUUUCAUUUGUACUUUGCUAAGAGUAUUCCAUUGUAGAGAAAUAGUUCUAAAGCAAGUGAUCCAGGAGAGAACUCACACAAGAACAAAGCCACAGUAUCUGUCAUUACCUUAAACUGAAAGUGAUGAGCCAUUAUUUCUGCUAUAUUUCAUAAGUAACCCUAACUAAUCCUGGUUAAAAGUGGAAGAGAACUACACAAAGUUGAAAAUAGGGAUUUGUGGGGCAUUUUCUUGGACUCUGGUGACCAUAAUCCUAUGUGGUUUUUUUCUUUUUCUGUUUUAGUUGUUUAAUGUGAAUUACAUUGACUGAUUUUUUUAAAUAUUAAGCCAACCUUGCAUUUCUGGAAUAAUUCCCAUUUGGUCAUGAUGUAUUAGUCAUUUAGUAUAUUGUUGAAUUUGAUUUGCUAUUUUGUUUUGUUUUUGUUUUUUUGUAACAAGUUUUGCACCAAUGUUCAUGAGUGAUAUUUGUCUCUAAUUUUCUUUCUGGCUUGCUUACUUUUUUUUCUUUCUAAUUUUAUAUCUUGCCCAGGUUUAGCUUUGGUAUCAGCAUAAUGCCAGCUUUAUAGAGUAAGGUGGGAAGUAUUCCUGCUCUUCAACUCUCUGGAAGAGUUUGUGAAUAAUUGGUAUUAUUUCUUCCUUAAAUGUUUGAUAGAAUUCACCAAGAAAACUGUCUGGGCCUGGAGUUUGUUUUGUAGGAAAGUUUCUAACUAUAAGUUUGAUUUCUGUGGUAGAUAGAGGGCUGUACAAGUUAUAUGUACAUCUGUCUAUGUGUGCGUCUGUUGUCUGUCUGUCUCUCUGGGCCUGAAGUGUGUUUUGUAGGACAGCAUCUAACUACAAGUUUGAUUUCCAUGGUAGAUGGAGGGCUAUACUAGUUAUAUAUACAUCUGUCUGUCCGUCCAUCUGUUUGUCACUCCAUCCAUCCAUCAAUCUCUAGAGUGAGCUUUGAUGAUUUGUGUCUUUCAAGGAGUUUUUCUGUUUCAUUUAAGUACUCAAAUUUUUCAAAAUAUUAUUUUCAUACUUGUAGAAUUUGUAGUGGUGCAACCUCCUCUAUUCCUGAUACUGGUAAUGUCUAUAUUUCUCUUUUAACCUUGAUUGGUUUAGGUAGAGAUUUAUCAAUUUUACAAUUUUAUUGAUCUUAAAGUACUUGGUAUUAUUGAAUUUUCUGUUUUCUGAUAUUUUGGGAUUUUUUUUUUUCCAUUUUGACUUUUACUAAUGCCUUCUGCUUUUAUUGGAUUUCAUUUCUUUUGCUACUUUUUAACUUGGAAGCUGAGGUCCUUCGUUUCAAACCUUUGGGUUUUUUCCCCUAAUAUGGGGGGAAAAUGUUAAUGUUAAAAAUCUGUCUGAGAACUGCUUUAAUUACCUCCCAUCAAGCUUGAUGUGGUUUCAUAUUUUUUUUUUUUUUUUUUUUUGAGACAGUGUCUCGCUCUGUCGUCCAGGUUGGAGUGCAGUGGCGUGAUCUCAGCUCACUGCAAGCUCCUCCUCCCGGGUUCACGCCAUUCUCCUGCCUCAGCCUCCUGAGUAGCUGGGACUACAGGUGCCCACCACCACGCCUGGCUAAUUUUUUGUAUUUUCAGUAGAGACGAGGUUUCACCAGGAUGGUCUCGAUCUCCUGAUCUCGUGAUCUGCCUGCCUCAGCCUCCCAAAGUGCUGGGAUUACAGGCAUGAGCCACUGUGCCCAGCCGAUGUGGUUUCAUUUUAGUUGAGUUUAGGAUGUUUUCCAGUUAAAAAAAUUCUUCUUGACACAUGGCUCUUUUUAAAUGUAUGUUAUUUAAUUUCUAAAUAUUUGGUGAUUUUGCUUAUCUUUCUGGUAAUUUCUGCAAUAAUUCCAUUGUGGUCAGAGUACAUUAAGACUUGAAUUAUUUACAUUUAUUGAGAUUUGCUUUGUGGCCCAGAAUAUGGGCUAUCUUGGUAUGAGUUACAUGUUCACUUGAAAUGUAUACUGUACUCUCGUUUGAUGAAGGGGUUCUACAAGUGUUGAUAAGGCAAAAAUGGUUGAUAAUGUUAAUUAAGUUUUUUCUAUCUUUAUUGACAUUCUGUGGUUUUGUUUUGGUUCUAGCAAUUAUUUUAAGAGGAUUGUUGACAUCUCUGAAUAUUAAAUUGGAUUUACUUCUCUUCAGUUCUGUCAGCUUUUGCUUCACAUAUUUUGAUAUCUUUUUAUUAGGUGAAUAAUAAAUAUUUCCUAUUUUAUGUCCA